AUGUCUUGUCGAGAAAUUCCACGAUGUGAAGUAGCAGAACACUGUACUCCUGAUGAUGCCUGGAUGAUUAUUCGUAACGAUGUGAUCGAUGUCACAAAUUUUCUCGAUGAACAUCCUGGCGGCAUGGAAAUUAUGCUUGAAUAUGCCGGCUGUGACGCUACGGACGCGUUCGAAAGCGUCGGACAUUCGAUCGCGGCUCGAAUGCUCGCCGAAAAAUACAAAAUUGGCGCAUUGCCAGAACAUGAACAAACCCACGCUAAUCAAUGUAUCUCUGAGGCCAAGAAACUCUUGUGCCCAAUGCACAUAACCGCAUAA
Necator americanus (New World hookworm) is the source of this 315-nucleotide messenger RNA. RefSeq lists its product as uncharacterized. Gene Ontology annotation, molecular function: heme binding. The record is from RefSeq and is a predicted model, not a curated record. The transcript is spliced from 3 exons. The coding region runs from base 1 to 315 and encodes 104 amino acids. NCBI's taxonomy places the organism in Eukaryota, Metazoa, Nematoda, Chromadorea, Rhabditida, Ancylostomatidae. Gene Ontology annotation, cellular component: intracellular membrane-bounded organelle; membrane.